UAAACAAAAACAAUGGAAAACCACGAGCAGCUUUGCAAUGGAAAAAAGAUAAUAUUAAAAGCAGCAUGGCAACGGAACAUCAACUGACAGAGAUUACGGAUAGAGAUGAUUUGCGGGAACUGCAGCGGCUAUAUCUGAGAGACUGGCCGAGGCACUGCGUGGGCUACUUCUGGCUGGACAACUAUUUGAGGUGGCUGAAAGAAGAUCCACAAAUCGGGCACCUGGCCUUCUACACGCUGGACACUGACUGGCAGAGCGACGGGUUGUUUCUACUCGUGCAUCGCUACCAACUGUUCUUUUGUAACCUGAGCAGACGCGGACCACAGCUAGAAGUGGCGCUGAGGCUGCUGGACUGGUCAGGCGGCUACAAAGUGAGCGCGAUACACGAGGGGCAUCAUCUGGUGUACAGGCAGCUGCUGGCAGAGCUUCAGCUGGGAAUGGAUCGAGAGAUGAACACAAUUAUGUUCCGUCUGCCCUGGCAGGCGGCCUCGCAACUGGACAUCGAGUGUCCCCCUGGCUACUACUUGGACAAAGUGCGGCUGGAGCAUGCGGAGCUCAUCAAUGAUCUGUGGUCUGCCCGCCAUCCAGGCAGCCUGUACCUCAUUCAACUGCUGAUUUCAAAUAACACAAACAUGGGACUGUAUGAAGAGGAAACUGGAUUGCUGUGUGCCUGGUGUUUGAGACUGCAAAGCGGCUUCCUGGGCGCCCUGGAGGUACGCAAAUCCCACCAACGUCGCGGCCUGGGCGUGAUUGUAGCCGCAGCCAUUUCCCAAGCCAUAGCCAAGGACCUGCAGCAGGAUGUGACGGCUCUAGUAAAUUUAAGCAACGAGGCUGCCUGCCGCCUGUUCCAGAAACUGCAGUUUACGUUGGUGCAGGGCGAGCACUACUACUGGAGCAUGAGCCUACCCAAGGCGGGCGGGCAGAUAGACUGGCCCAACAAUGAAUAAACACUGAUAGCAGAUAGAGGGAUCUCUGAUAAAGCUGAUAAAGACGCAGACGUAGGCCAAACUUCCAUAAAAUGCCCAAAGGGUUCCACAUUUGGCGGACAGUUGCGAGAAUGGCGUUCCUCCAGAAAGUGGGCAGCCAGGACCUGGAGCAUCUGCUGAAACUGUACUCGUGCGACCAGCCCAAGUACUGCACGGAGCUCCAGUGUC
Drosophila subobscura is the source of this 1154-nucleotide messenger RNA. RefSeq lists its product as uncharacterized. Bases 66 to 947 code for a protein of 293 amino acids. Gene Ontology annotation, molecular function: acyltransferase activity, transferring groups other than amino-acyl groups. The transcript is spliced from 4 exons. NCBI's taxonomy places the organism in Eukaryota, Metazoa, Arthropoda, Insecta, Diptera, Drosophilidae. The record is from RefSeq and is a predicted model, not a curated record.